GCGCAGAAGUCAGCGUCCUUCCACCACGACCAUCAGACCGUACACACCGCCAAGGUUAUGAUCUUCAGGCAGCCAAUUCCUCAACAAUUGCUACCUACGGUACCCGAUCUUUAACCAUCAACCUCGGUCUUCGACGAUCCUUUCCCUGGAUUUUCACCAUCACAGACGUCAACCACGCCAUCAUCGGCGCUGAUUUUCUUCGCCAUUUCAACCCUCUCGUUGACCUACGCACACGCAGCCUUAUUGACACGAAACUCCUCGGCGAGUAUCCAGACAUUACCAGACCAACAACCAAGCAAACUGCUGUUAAGCACAAUGUCGCCCACCACAUCCUUACGCGAGGACCACCUUGCUCUUCGCGACCCCGGCGCCUUCCACCAGAACGACUGAAGAUCGCUAAAGAUGAGUUUCAACAUAUGUUGGACAAGGGAAUUAUCCGCCCCUCCAGUAGUUCUUGGGCCUCUCCACUUCACAUGGUUCCCAAAUCUCAACCCGGGGACUGGCGUCCAUGCGGGGACUAUCGUGGUCUUAAUCGCGUCACCAUACCUGACCAAUACUCCGUUCCACAUAUUCAAGAUUUCUCCGCCAGCCUCCAUGGUAAAACCAUCUUCUCCAAGAUUGACCUCGUUCGAGCUUAUCACCAAAUCCCUAUGGCUGAAGACGACAUUUGUAAGACCGCAAUUACUACCCCUUUUGGUUUGUUUGAAUUUACCAAGAUGCCCUUUGGUCUUCGCAACGCAGCCCAAACCUUCCAACGCUUUAUGGACGAAGUUACUCGUGGCCUCGAUUUCGUUUAUGUGUAUAUUGAUGACAUUCUCAUCGCUAGCACGAACGCCCUCGAACACGCUGAUCAACCCCGCUAA
This is a messenger RNA of Paramuricea clavata, 863 nucleotides long. The record is from the annotation of a GenBank genome assembly. NCBI's taxonomy places the organism in Eukaryota, Metazoa, Cnidaria, Anthozoa, Malacalcyonacea, Plexauridae.